This is a messenger RNA of Mus caroli (Ryukyu mouse), 3284 nucleotides long. It is a transcript of the gene Dnal1, whose product is annotated as dynein axonemal light chain 1. Gene Ontology annotation, biological process: outer dynein arm assembly. The record is from RefSeq and is a predicted model, not a curated record. Gene Ontology annotation, molecular function: alpha-tubulin binding; dynein heavy chain binding. Lineage: Eukaryota; Metazoa; Chordata; Mammalia; Rodentia; Muridae. Gene Ontology annotation, cellular component: cytoplasm.
CAUCUCACCACACUUUGAGAAACGCUGGUGGUUUAGGUUUGUUGUCUACCCGUAGUCUUCACAAGGUUCUCAUGAAGCAACAGUUUUAACUAAUGACGCUUGUCGCCAUGGAAAACGUACCCCUUUUGCUUACAUACUUGAUAUUUCAAGCUAUAAGUUUGAACACGAUUUCAGAUCCAACCCAGCCAGAAUUAUUUAGCAAAGUAUAAGGUUGACUUGCUGACUGGAGAUGUUGAAUAUUGGGGGUCACUUGUUGAGUGGUUUGCCUAGCAUUCAUGGAGCUAUAGAUUCAAUCCCGAGCACCACGUAUGUAUCUAGCAGAGUGGUACAUACCUUCUUAUCCCAGGACUCAGAAGGUGGAGGCAGGAGGACCCGAAGUUCAUGGUCAUUCUCAGUCCGAGAUGAAUAAGACACUGGCUCAAGGCAAAAGCAACAACGAUCAAAGAAGCCCUGUCCAGAUGGGAAGAAAAGACUGGUCAGAAGCCAUCUGAUGCCAAAGAAAUAAAGCUGUAUGCCCAGAUUCCCCCCAUAGAGAAGAUGGACGCAUCUCUAUCCACACUUGGUAACUGCGAGAAGCUUUCCCUGUCUACAAACUGCAUUGAAAAAAUUGCCAACCUGAAUGGCCUAAAAAACUUGAGGAUUUUGUCCUUAGGAAGAAACAACAUAAAGAACCUAAACGGACUGGAAGCAGUAGGAGAAACACUGGAAGAGUUGUGGAUCUCCUACAAUUUUAUUGAGAAGUUGAAAGGGAUCCAUGUCAUGAAGAAACUGAAGAUUCUCUACAUGUCUAAUAACCUGGUAAAAGACUGGGCUGAGUUCCUGAAGCUGUCUGAGCUGCCGUGCCUGGAGGACCUGGUGUUCGUAGGUAAUCCCCUGGAGGAGAAACACUCUGCCGAGGGCACCUGGAUCGAUGAAGCAACCAAGAGAGUGCCCAAGCUGAAAAAGCUGGAUGGUACUCCAGUAAUUAAGGAGGAUGAAGAAGAGGAAAGCUAAGGCUGUACUUUUCAUUUUGUGUUAAUUUAUUUAAAUGUUAUGAGAAAAAUAGAUAAGUUUUGUAUAAUUGUCUAUUUUAAAGGUUUUGUGGAGCAGAGUUCUUAAGAUAAAACACAUCUCUCACUUCCAUCCUUUAAGAAAAACCUAUUCAGUGUUUCUCCCGCAAACCAGUAGCACCAAUUGUAGUCAAGUCCAACCUUGGGAACUACAGAUGUCCUGGUCUUGUCCAGUUAAGUACGUCACCUGUCUCCCAGUAUUUAUAAACCAGUCAUUUUUUAACAGGAACGGACUUAUUAUUUGUACUCAGUUGCUUAGUAUUUCUUAGCCCAGGUAUUUUAAAGAUAGACAACUUUCCCAUCCAUAGAAGGUUCAGGCCCUUACAACUCAGAAGCACAAAUGCAGCACCCAUUGCUUCAGAAGCAGCGCGGUAAGAGGACGCAUUCCCCUUAGAACACAGCGGUAUCUGGACGCAGGAGCCCAACAUCUAGUUGGAAACACUGGUCCGAAAAGGAAGAAUGGCUGCCGUGGAGGCUUCUUGGCUCAUGGUCUAUUUUCUUCCUUUUCCAAAAAUGUGUGCACUGUCAGCUGGAAUGUAGGUUGUGCACCAUGGAUGCCGCUUAAGUCAUCAUGUACAACCAGACACCCCAUGGUCCCCAUCAGUGGCUAACGCAACUGGCAGGAUCACUCCUUGGUAGUACUGCGACUACAUCAACUCUUGUAACGUUGCUUUAUGUAGAUUUUAAGAAAUAAUUUCUCAUGUGUUUAAAGCAGUAGUCAAUAGUCCUAAGUAUCGACCAUUGAGAUUUUGAAAACCUUCACCCUCCUGAUUUACCCGGAUGCCCUUUGCUUUACAGUUAUAAGGGUACACACUUAAAGACUGAAUUUGGUACCUAUAAAUAAGUGAGACAGUAUUUCAAGAUAUAUUUUUGAGAAGAUCUAAGUGAAACAGCUUUUAAAGUGUAUCAUGUAAGUGCUGUGGAGGAAAGAGCGAGGUGUUUUGGGCAAAUGGCAAUAUGUUGUAGAUUGUCACUAUAGGUGUCUUAACCUCAGACCUGCAAAGCAAUAGUUAAGUGUGAAGAGUAUAAUUAUCAUGUAAGAAAAAUAUUCUGAAACCUGUAAAAUGGCAUCAGCACCAGAUGAAGUCUCCAGUGGGCCAAGAUAGAAUCAUUGACUGAUUGUGGAGUAGUCAGGAACCCCUGCCAAGCUGUGCCUAAAGUCUCAGCCAGAGGCUGCCGAUUCUUGUCCCUGUCUCCACGUGGUUCUCCCUGAAAGUCACCACAGUGAAGGGGCAGAGUCUUUUGUUUCUGUUUUUAAUGACUACAUAAGUAGCCUUGGUUUGAGAACUUAUAGCUAUCAUUUCAUUAAAAAUGACUCGAUUUCUGUCAGAAGGGACCACUGCGUUGACAAUCAACUCUAAAUCCAUACAAGAAUGCCUGGUUGUGGGCUGGCGAGGCAGCUCAGAGGUAAGAGUACCUGUUGCUCAGGACCUGAGUUUGCUUCCCAGUACCUAUGUGGAGGCUCACAGCUCCCCUGGACCUCCAGGGGCUCUGAUGUCCUUUUCUGGCCUCCCACACACAUGUUGCACAGACAGACAUGGAGGCGAAACACUAAAUGCAUAAUCAAUUUUUAAAAAGAAUACCUAGUCUAAUAUCUUAUAGUGUUCCUUUUUAGCUUUUCUGAUGGGGAGAAACUUUACCCUGACUGGCUUAAACGUUCAAAACCAUUGGCAUUUCUCUUCUGAGCAACAGUGGUGAGACUUCUUGGUGGUGCAGAAGGCCUAUAAACUUAGGGGACACUGUUGUGGUUGCUUGUAGUUUACACAGGCAAGCCCUGUUCCCGCUGAUGCUGUGCUUCCUGCAACGCACCUGGAGUGAGGGCAGGAAGGGGAUGGCUUCAGACGGGCUCUGUGAAGUGACUUACAGAUGUGUGUUUGUUUCCAAUUCUGUAGUUGGGAAACACCCCUCCCCUAUUUCUCAAUGUCUUUUAUUCACUGAUGGUUCUCAGAGAUGUGCAAGGUGCUUUUCUGUGUCCAUUUCUCUCUCUCUCUCUCUCUCUCUCUCUCUCUCUCUCUCUCUCUCUCUCUCUCUCNCACACACACACACACACACACACACACACACACAAACAUUUUCGGCUCCUUAUCACAAAUAUUGGAAUGACUUUGAUGCAGCUAUGUUCCUGGAAUUAAAGCCAAAAUGCAUUCAAUUUGAAAGUGGAAGGACAGCCUGGUCUACAGAGUAAGUUCCAGAACAGCCAAGGCUACACAGAGAAAACCUGUCUUAAAAAACAAA